CUGCUAUGCAAACAGCUGCAAUAGUUCCUGUCUGGCUUUCGUCUGCCACUCAACCAGCAGAUGAGGUGCUUGUCUAUGCUCUGUUGGACUCUGAGUGACACAACGUUUGUGCUCAGCGAAGUAGCAGAUGCUCUGGAUGCAGAGAAAGAACAACUGAAGUUGAAGCUCUCAACUAUGGCUCCAAGAACCACUGUAGUUCAGUCUCAGAGUGAGAAACCUUCAAGUUCGAGGCUUUUACUCAGGCAAAAGGAUUACUUUUCCUCCAACCUACACACAUGACUUUAUUCCCGCUAACAGAACUCACAUAUCCAUGAAAGAAACAGCUGAGGCUUGGCCCCAUUUAGAGCAACUUCAAGAACACAUAGUGCCUCUGCAGAGCUGUGAAGUAGGUCUGCUCAUUGGCUACAAUUGCUCACAAGCCUUACUCCCACGAGAAGUCGUGUCCGGUCAAGCAAAUCAGCCUUAUGCUCAACGUACUGACCUGGGGUGGAGUAUAGUCGGCCAUGGGAAUCCUUGUGUAGAGUUCGGAGAUGCUAUUGGAAUCAGUCAUCGCAUAGUAGUGAUGCAAGUCACACCAAGUGUUGAUUCUUCUGUUAACUUGAAAGCUGAAGUUCACUAUGUCAACAGAUGCAAAGUCAAAGAGAUUACCCAUCCAGACAUCAUCAAGGUCCUGGAGUCAGACUUCUCAGAAAGAACAGGAGAAGACGACCUGGUGUCUCAAGAUGAUCUUAAGUUCUUGUCCAAAUUGAGAGAAAACAUGUCUCAAAGAGACGAUGGUCACCUUGAAAUGCCAUUACCGUUUAAGGAUGAAAGACCAAAGCUGCCUGACAACAGGAUAUGUGCAGUACACCGCUUGAAAUGUCUUGAAAGGAAGCUAAGAAGGAAUGAAACAUACUACAAGGACUAUGUGAAUUUCAUGCAUGACAUUAUCUCUCGUGGUGAUGCGGAGAAAAUCCCUGAAGAAGAAACUGAAAGCGGUCCGGCCUGGUAUAUUCCGCAUCACGGAGUACAUCAUCCCCAGAAACCCGGAAAAAUCCGCAUCGUAUUCGACUGCUCCGCUAAGUUUCAAGGCGAGUGUCUCAAUGACCAUCUGCUUACUAGACCUGACCUUAUGAACACACUGGUGGGUGUCCUUUGCAGAUUCUGUAAAGAUCUUGUUGCAGUCAUGUGCAACAUCAAAAGGAUGUUUCACCAGUUUUAUGUGAAAGCUGAAGACCAGGAUUACCUACGAUUCCUAUGGUGGGAGAGUGGUAACCUGGAGGCUACACCAUCAACCUACCAUAUGAGAGUCCACCUGUUUGGAGUGGCCUUAUCCCCUGGCUGUGCCAACUUUGGCUUAAAACACCUGGCAGCUCAAGGGCAAGGACUAUAUGGUGAAGACACCAUCCGCUUCAUUCAGAGGAAUUUCUAUGUAGAUGAUGGGCUCGUAAGUGUUCCCACGGAAUGGGAAGCCAUUCAGCUCGUCAAGGAAGCCAGAGAGCUUUGUGGCACUAGUAAGCUCAGACUUCACAAGUUCGUCUCUAAUAGCGACAACGUGAUGAUGUCCAUCCCAGAGGAGGACCGUGCUGCAAUCAAAGAUCAAGGCCUGGCUCUCCGUCUACCACAUAUGGAGAGAGCUCUUGGAGUAGAAUGGUGCAUUACAUCUGACUCAUUCAAAUUCAGAGUUCAAGUCAAGUCUAAUCCAUCUACAAGGAGAGGUGUGCUCUUAAUGGUAGCCUCCAUGUAUGAUCCAUUCGGGUUCAUGGCCCCCUUCGUUCUUCUAGGGAAGCAAAUUCUCCAGCACAUGUGCAGAGAGAAGAUCGGAUGGGAUGAGGAACUUCCGGAAAGCCUGAGAUCUCAGUGGGAGUCAUGGAUUAAAGACCUACCUAACCUAUCUGACAUGGAAAUAAAGAGAUGCUACUUACCUUCUCAAUUUGGCCCUGUGAAAGAGUACGAACUCCACCACUUCUGUGACGCAAGCACCACAGAAUAUGGUGUAUGUACUUACCUGCGAGCUGUGAGUGAGUCCAACGAAGUUCAUUGUAGCUUGGUGAUGGGAAAAUCAAGAGUCUCCCCCACUAAAGUCAUGACGAUACCGAGAUUGGAACUCUCAGCAGCCGUAGUUUCAGUCAGAGUUAGUGACCUGCUCCGAAACGAGCUGGAGCUCCAAGAUCCAAAGGAGUACUUUUGGAUAGAUUCUACCGUAGUUCUCGGCUACAUAAACAAUGAUGCCAAGAGAUUCCACGUGUUCGUAGCAAACCGAAUACAGAGAAUCAAGUCAAGCACAAACCCUGAACAGUGGGCUUACGUUGCCUCUGAGGAAAAUCCGGCAGACCAUGCAUCUCGAGGGUUGACUGCAGAGCAACUUAAGAACUCCAAUUGGUUCUCAGGUCCACAGUUUCUUUGGCAGCAAGAACUACCUCACAGAGAAAGCAAGGUGGGAGAAGUUAAGGAUGGUGACCCUGAGCUUCGGAAGGCCCUGAUAUUCAAUACAAAGGCAAAGGAAGACAGGUCAUUACUGGACCACCUUGAAAAGUUUUCUGAUUGGUCAAGGGUAGUACAAGCAGUUGCCAGACUGAAGAGACUGAUCCAAGAACAUAAAGGUCUGAAAGAGAGAACCAAUGAGAGUACAAGUUUAGGGUGAGAAAGGUCAGAUUGUUAGUUAGUGACACAUCAUUUGACACAAAGGGUAAACCUACAAUUAAAACAAUUUUUCUUGACAGACCAAUACACAAGGUUAUUACUUUGAUUGAAGCAGAUCAGAAUGCUUAAUGUUUGAUUUAACAUUUCAUGUUUAAUAGUAGCCCUGCAAUGACCUGGCGACUUGUCCAGGGUGUACCCCGCCUUUCGCCCGCAGUCAGCUGGGAUAGGCUCCAGCUUGCCUGCGACCCUGUAGAAGGAUAAAGCGGCUAGAGAUAAUGAGAUGAGAUGUUUAAUAGUAGCCCUGCGAUGACCUGGCGACUUGUCCAGGGUGUACCCCGCCUUUCGCCCGUAGUCAGCUGGGAUAGGCUCCAGCUUGCCUGCGACCCUGUAGAAGGAUAAAGCGGCUAGAGAUAAUGAGAUGAGAUGUUUAAUAGUUGACUUGCAACAGUUUAUCAGGGAAAUCCCACAUUAAGGUUGAUGUGAUUUGGUGGGAGUGUAACGGUUGCAAGCAUGUACAUCAGUGUUUUGUGUGCAAAGGGUAUUUUUGAGAAUUAAUAUUUAUUUUAUUUGGGUAUAUGUGGGUAUUUACCUGAGUUGAAAACGGGACUUCUAUUUUGAAACGUGACCUCGGCUGUGUGUGUGUGUGUGUGUGUGAGAGACGUAAGCUUCUCAAAGUUGGACAUUAAGACGUUUUACACAAGUUUAUGACUAAAAGAACUGAAGAUAUCAAGCCUAACUUUCUCUCAUUGUGCACGCAGCCGAGUUUUGAAGAUUGUUGAAGAUUAAACCCGUCAAAGAAAACCCCUGCGUCUUCGUGCUUUGGGAGGGAGUUAUAACCUAGCUUACUGAAAAACAGUACAACACAGAUUGUUCCCUAAAUAAUUAUUGAAACAUUGCAUCCAAUGGUUGUAUUAAAGCCAGGGUUGUAAAUAUUCCUAUUUUAUGGACUUGUUCUUGGAUGUCCCUAAAUGCAUACUUUCAAUAAUGCAUCAGCUAUAAACAACAGUCAAUGAUUAUUUAUAUAAAUGUCAUGUACAGUAAAUGUCUAUCUUUAUGAGAUAAGUAUAUCUGUUUUUAUACAUGUUCAGUUACAGAGACUUGUGGAAUCUAUGGCAUGAUGCAUUUAAGCUUUCUGACAGCUCAUGGUAGGAGAGAGUGGGGAGAUUUGGGAAAGUUUGUAUUCCCAUAAAUGAAUUUUAACCAAUCAGAUUUUAGAUUACAAGAGAAGUUGGAUGUUACCCCUGAGAGUAACCUACUUAUUUUGGAGCCACGAAGCCAGACAUUGCAGCUUUGUCCAGUGACAAAGCGAUUGGCUGCCAUUUUGCCAAGUUACUCGAGGAAAGUAAGUUCAGUUGCACCAGUUCUCCCAGAGUGUGAGCCGAGGGUUGUUGGUAAAACCCAGGACAGAAUGGGACGUGACAUCCCGCUCAGGCAGUUAUCGCUCAGGCAGUUACCUCCCCGUGGUUGUUGCUAAAACUGCUGACAUUCUGUUCCGUCCUGGGUUUUAGUAAUUGCCUGAGCUGAGCAGUAAUGGCAGAGUAUGCAAUAUGGAGAAAAUGGAGAAUGAGUGGAGCAGCCAUCUGAUUUCGCCACUGGAUAUUGCUGCCAUCUUGCCCUUACGUGGAAGAAGCGAAUUAAUGGAGAACUGAAUGAACAACUGAAAGUCAGAUUGUUUCAAAACAAUCGGCCACAAGAUCGGCCUUUGAGAAGCAAGAACACAGAUGGAGAUGUACCCCUCCAAUCAUUUCAGUGUUCAUGGCGGCUGAAAUCGACAAGUUUCCCAUUGAAGAACCACUUGAAGAUGAGGUCCAUGUUGGACUCUCUGGACACCCUACAUGGCAGAACAAUGCUCUCACCCACCAUGGCAUCCAUACUCAGUGGAGGAACUAUAAUUUUAGUUGGUUCUGUUAACCCCUUCAAUGCCCUUGGACGAGUCAUGUACGUCAUGAAAUCUUUUACCACUGUGCCUUAUGACAGAAGAAUGUUUUCGGCAUUGACUGUAAUUCAUAUGUGCCACUGUGAAGUAAAAGUAAUGUGCCAUGUAAGGUACAUAAAAGGUGUUUAUGACUAGUAGCGUACGUCAUAAGGCACAGCGGUAAAAUAUUUCAUGAUGUACAUGACUCAUCCAAGGGCAUUGAAGGGGUUAAAAGGAUUUUUUUUUUUUUCCUUAAAUCUAACCUUGCAUUUUUGUUCUGACAUGUUGGCUUUUUGACUCAUAACAGGUUAAUAUAAAUCAUGAUUUAACUUUUCGAAUACGUCUACAGUCUGAAAGAGAAGUCAUAUCACACUAGUAAUAACCUCAACCCAUCAUAAGUCUCAGGUGGGGUAAAUGUAAAAAAAAAAAAAACGAUGGUGAACCUUUUCUUUUAACAUCAUGUAGAAUCUCAGAGCAAGAUUAAUGACUGAUGGUCUGAUUUUGUCUGUGAAUACUGAUGUGUAAUUAUUUGCAUGCCUAGUAACAAUGACUAAUCAAGAGAUGCUUUACAAGGGCCUGCAGGUGGCUGAAUCCUGAUCACUUGAUGAUCUCAUUUCAGUUCUGGCUUUAUAAUAAGUAGAGAAAUGUGUGGGGGGGUGUGGGGGGUUGAACUUGUGUCUACAUUUGGCUGGUCCUCACAAGGAAAAACUGUCUUUUUUUUUUUUUCAUGGCAGCUUUCUAAAACUAAAAGAGCUCAAUGUUUCAUUUGUGGUUAAUGAUGUUAAUAUAAAGUUUGUUUAGAUUUUGGUUUAGCAUAGCUUUAUAACAUUAGCUGCAUUAAUAAAUACUAGUGCUGUCAAGCGAUUAAAAUAUUUAAUCGCGAUUAAUGUCGCGACUGUCAUAGUUAACUCGCGAUUAAUCGCAAUUUAAUUGCACAUUUUUGUCACAUGAAAAACCAUGUAAUUCUCUUAUCAGCAUAAAAAAGUGAAUGGGCUUGCUCACCGUUCGAACUACGGGGGUACUCGGGGGAUCCGAGAUCCCCUGAAACAGACAUGAGAUCCCUUGAAAACAUGAUUUGGGAAAUGUUGGGGGGUCUCUAAAAUAUUGGCAAAAUGAUGUUUAUUGACAUAGCAAUCGUGUGUAACGGGAAGCAUUUGCAUAUCCGAAGUGAGCGCGCGAUGGAGAUCCACGCUCUGAGACAAGCACAAGCACCCCCCCAAGGGAAAAAAAGGGACCCCCAGAAAAUAUCGGCAUAGUUCGAACACUGGUUGUACCAAUGUUUUUUUUUUUUUUUUUUUUUUUUUUAUUGCAGAGCAUAACACGUCUUGUCACAGCCACUGCAAAGUGGGGCUGGAGCCGCCGAUGGGAAAACAAAACCUAAGCCGAGCACCGUGGCUCUUCGGGGGAGGGCAGAGGACUCUGGCUGUGCGGGGCGUGGCAUUACAGUCUAGCUGCUAUCGUUAGUCUCUGUUCCAAGUUCCUGGCAGUUUCAAAAGCUUAUGAAAAACCUACAUGUCACAGAUCGUUAAUCUCGCGAUAAAAAAAUUAUCGCCGUUAAAAUUGAGUCAAGUUAACGUGUUAAUAACGCGACAUUUUUGACAGCACUAAUAAAUACACUAUAUGGCCAAAUGUUUGUGGACACCUGACAAUCACAUCCUAAUAUGGGCCUUCCCCAAAAUAUUGCCACAAAUUUGGAAGUACACAAUUGUACAGGUUGUCUUUGUAUACUGUAGUUUUACAAUUUCCCUUCUCUGGAACUAAGAGGCCCAAACAUGUUCCAGCAGGAUAAUGCUUCUCUGCACAAAGUGAGGUCCAUAAAGAGAUGGUUUGCUAAUGUUGGGGCUGAAGAAAUUAAGCGUCCUGCACAGAGCCCUGAACUUAUCCUCACUGAACACCUUUGGGAUGAAUUGGAAUGCCGACUGCAUUCCAGGCCUCCUCACCCAAUAUCAGUGUAUGAUCUCUCUAAUACUCUUGUGGGUGAAUGAGCAAAUCCUUACAGCCACGUUCCAAAAUCUAGUGGAAAGCCAUUCCCAUAAGGCUUAUUUCACAGCAUGGUCAUGUGUCCACAAACUUUUGGUUAUAAAGUGUGAAGGUCAAUGGAAGGUCUUCAUUUUUAAGAACACUGCACUCAGUGAGGACAUUCUGAAGUUUGUAGUAAAAUCUAGAUUAUAAAUCCUUCCCACGAAACUCAAUCUCUCAGUCUGGAUUUCUACGACUCAGCCCCUCAGUGCCUACACCACACCACAGAACCUCUACCCCACAUUCAUAAUGGCUGUUCUGCUUGUAAGUUGACUAUGGUCAAUUUAGAGUCACCAGUUAACCUAACCUGCAUGUCUUUGGACUGUGGGGGAAACCGGAGCACCCGGAGGAAACCCACGCGGACACGGGGAGAACAUGCAAACUCCGCACAGAAAGGCCCUCGCCGGCCAUGGGGCUCGAACCCGGACCUUCUUCCUGUGAGGCGACAGCGCUAACCACUACACCACUGUGCUGCCCAGAGACAAAACAUCAAAAAGAAAAUCCAGAAAAUAACUUCAUAUACCGGUAAAAGAUAUAAACUGAUUUGCACUUCUUUGAGUGAAAUAAGUAUUUGAACUCUCUAGCAAACAAGACUUAGUAUUUGGUGGCAAAACCCUUGUUGGCAAGCACAACAGUCAGACGUUUCUUGUAGUUGAUGACCAGGUUUACACACAUGUCCAGAGGAAUUUUGAUCCACUCCUCUUUGCAGAUCAUCUCUAGAUCAUUAAGGUUUUGAGGCUGUCGCUUCGCAACUCGGAGCUUCAGCUCCCUCCAUAGGUUUUCUAUGGGAUUAAGGUCCGGAGACUGGCUAGGCCACUCCAUGACCUUAAUGUGCUUCUUCUUGAGCCACUCCUUUGUUGCCUUGGCUGUAUGUUUUGGGUCAUUGUCAUGCUGGAAGACCCAUCCAUGACCCAUUUUCAAUGUCCUGGCAGAGGAAAGGAGGUUGUCACUCAGGAUUUUACGGUAUAUGGCUGCGUCCAUUCUUCUGUUAAUGCAGUGAAGUAGUCCUGUGCCCUUAGCAGAGAAACACCCCCAAAGCAUAAUAUUUCCACCUCCAUACUUGACACUGGGGAUGGUGUUCUUCGGGUCGUAGUCAGCAUUUUUCUUCCUCCAAACACAGCGAGUUGAGUUAAUGCCAAAGAGCUCGAUUUUGGUCUCAUCUGACCACAGCACCUUCUCCCAGUCACUCUCAGAAUCAUUCAGGUGUUCAUUGCCAAACUUCAGACGGGCCUGCACAUGUGCCUUCUUGAGCAGGGGGACCUUGGGGGCACUGCAGGAUUUUAAUCCAUUACGGCGUAAUGUGUUACCAAUGGUUUCCUUGGUGAUUGUGGUCCCAGCUGCCUUAAGAUCAUUAACAAGCUCCUCCCAUGUAGUUCUAAGCUGAUCUCUCACCUUUCUCUGAUCAUUGAUACCCCACGAGGUGAGAUCUUGCGUGGGGCCCCAGACCGAGGUCAAGUGAUGGUCAUUUUGUAUUUCUUCCAUUUUCGAACUAUUGCACCAACAGUUGUCUCCUUCUCACCCAGCUUCUUCCUUAUGGUUUUGUAGCCCAGUCCAGCCUUGUGCAGCUCUACAAUCUUGUCCCUGACAUCCUUAGACAGCUCUUUGGUCUUGCCCAUGUUGGAGAGGUUGGAGUCUGAUUGAUUGAUCUGAUUCUGUGGACAGGUGUCUUUUUUUUAUACAGGUGUCAAUUUAAGACAGCUGUCUUUAAUGCACGUAACGAGUUGAUUAGGAGUGUCUAACUGGUCUGUGGGAGCCAGAACUCUUAAUGGUUGGUAGGGGAUCAAAUAUUUAUUUCACUCAACAAAAUGCAAAUCAAUUUAUAUAUUUUAUAAAAUGUGAUUUUCUGGAUUUUCUUUUUGAUAUUCUAUCUCUCACUGUUAAAAUAAACCUACCCUUAAAAUUAUAGACUGUUCAUAUCUUUGCCAAUGGGCAAACUUACAAAAUCAGCAAGGGAUCAAAUUAUUUCCUCCACUAUAUUUCUUACUUUUACCAUAUAUUUUUAUUGAUAUGGCUUUGGUCUAUAGCUAUCAAAGGCCUCGGCCUUAAAACUGGUUAUCGCUGUGAUGUCACGCACUCAGGGCUGGCUGGCUCAGCGGGGCAGCUCGAAUGCCAACUUUCGGUCGAUUUUAACUCUCAAAAAUAUAUAUUAUUUGAUAUAUUUAAUUAUAUAUUAUUUUAUAUAUUAUAUAAAUUUAAUAUAUAUUAAAUUUAUUUAAAAAUAAAGGUUUUGCGUAUAUCCUUUAAAUGCUGAAUAAACAUCCUUCUGAUGGCACAUUUUGAAAGUGGAAGCACUAAUUAAUUAUUUGUAAACAAAGGACUGUACACAUAGCAUGUCACAGCAAAACAGUAAACCUCAUAACAAAAGAAAUAUCAAUGUAUUUGUACAUUUUUCUGUGAAAAUGUAUAAGCAUUCUCAUGUCAAACCUGCUAUGUUCAACCUCUGUAACAAUGAUUCAUUAACUUUUGCAAAUCUUUCUGCUAAUACACUAAAUGUUGUGUGCUACUAUUUUUACCCGUUAUUACUCUCAAUAUGGACCAUGUUUUAACUGUAGGGUGAUGUAUUUUUCUGUAUUCUGUAUCUCUGUGUCCAAUAUUUCUGUUUUGCUUAGUGGAUGUGUGUGUGUGUGUGUGUGUGUGUGUGUGUGCGUGCGCGCUGUUAUCAGUCAACGAGGAGCAAACUGUUUACCAAUAUCAAGGCUCUAACACUGCUGACUGAACUUGAUCACAAAUCCCUUGUCAUUUUAAAAGCUCUGAUUUUCUGUUUCCUGAUAAAAGACUGAACGAGUUUGAAAGUGCAACCGUGGUGGCUCUGUACUGCUGUCAGUGUUCCUUUGAUUAACAUGUCUGAGGCAGCUGCACAUGGAAUAUGGGGCAGCUGUUGUGAGAACUAAUGUUCUAUUGGUACAAUUUUAAUUUGAAUAAUGCCACAUUGAUGAAUUCCCAUUUCUUAUUUAAAUGUAAAAAAUUGUAUACACCAUAUACAAACCAAAAAGAAA
Messenger RNA from Neoarius graeffei (lesser salmon catfish), 9552 nucleotides. RefSeq lists its product as uncharacterized. The transcript has 5 exons. NCBI's taxonomy places the organism in Eukaryota, Metazoa, Chordata, Actinopteri, Siluriformes, Ariidae. The record is from RefSeq and is a predicted model, not a curated record. Bases 311 to 2623 code for a protein of 770 amino acids.